Pyricularia grisea is the source of this 348-nucleotide messenger RNA. RefSeq lists its product as uncharacterized. Bases 1 to 348 code for a protein of 115 amino acids. The record is from RefSeq and is a predicted model, not a curated record. Lineage: Eukaryota; Fungi; Ascomycota; Sordariomycetes; Magnaporthales; Pyriculariaceae. The transcript has a single exon.
AUGACGACAAAUACUCACCAGCUUCAAGGCGGUCCCGUUGGUGCUCACUCCCAGAGUCGAAUAAUCGACGCCCUCGAGAACGCAGUUGCGCGUGCACGUGGCCGCGUCGGGACACAUUGGGGUGCCAAAAGCGGCCGUGCAUGGCAUGGAAACGUUGCCCUUGACGUGCAUCGACCGGAACAUGACGUCGGCGACCACCUUGGUCUUGCGGAAGACGCAACCAUCCUUUCGGGUGCAGAACUGGGUCGGCAGAUCCGGGUGAAUCUCUGGGAUUUCCGUCCCGAUCUGCUGUCCCGUCACCACCGAGAGGGCGACGAAGAAGCUCAGCAGCGCAGCUGGGAACCGUGA